Molecule: messenger RNA, 2780 nt
Organism: Dendronephthya gigantea
Lineage: Eukaryota; Metazoa; Cnidaria; Anthozoa; Malacalcyonacea; Nephtheidae
Product: protein bicaudal D homolog 1-like
Exons: 3
Coding region: 105-2438 (777 amino acids)
Biological process (GO): regulation of microtubule cytoskeleton organization; protein localization to organelle; microtubule anchoring at microtubule organizing center
Cellular component (GO): Golgi apparatus; cytosol
Molecular function (GO): dynein complex binding; dynactin binding; cytoskeletal adaptor activity
Source: RefSeq, a predicted model, not a curated record
UUAUAUACAAAAUGUUUCUAAAAGUGUAAACAUUUCAUUGCAAAUGUUAAAAUUUUAAACCUUUUGUGUCAAUAUUUUAUAUCCUCUGUGAGAGAGCUGACAGUAUGACAUCGAUAGAGUAUUUUAAAACAGAAAUUGAACGGUUGAAUAAAGAAUUACAGCAGGCAAGCUGCGAUAAAAUACGAGCCGCAGAAUAUGGCUUAGCCGUGUUGGAAGAGAAACAGACCCUGCAGGAACAAUACGAUGACUUAGAAACGGUCCUUGAAAACACAAAACAAGAGCUUGAAAGCUCAAAAGAGACACUUGAGCAAUUAAAAUCAGAGCAAUCAAAAUGGAACCGCUUUGGUGAUGUUCGUGAAGAAAACCUUGUACAGGAAAGUGAGACGAGGGAGGCAGGACUUCUGGCAAAGAUUACUGAACUUGAAUCAGACCUGAGAGUUGCAAACAAAGGAGAACGUCGUGCCAUGAACGAAGUAGACCGACUCUCCUCCCAAAAUGGCAAUCUCCUUAAAGAAGUUGAAAAACAACACGAAGAGUUAAAGAAGGUUAAAGGUGAUCUUCGAGAGAUUAAAACACGGAAUGCCAGACAUAAUCAGGAUUAUGCUGAGUUGGAGGAAGAAAAUACUAGUUUACAGUCUCAAUUAUCUGGUUUGAAAUCAAAACUGGUUGAGUACGAAGCUUUGAAAGUCGAGAACAACACGCUACGUGAGGAGAUGGAUGUUAUGAAAGUGCAAUUACAAAUGUCGACGGGAAAAACUGAAGAAUUUGAAAAACAACUAAAUGAGACCUUGGAUACACUGAAAAAACAACGUGAACGCAACAGCCAGUUACAAAAAGAGAUCCAAGAACGAAGCCAGCAACCAAGCGCUGAAACAUGGGAUAUGGAGAGUAAAAGUUUCUUGAACGAGGAUAUGACAGAUGAUGAACACCCAUUGGUUAAAAAGAUCACAGAAGAGUACCAUCAGACUACGGUAGAACCCAAGUCACCUGCACCCGGGUUGGUUGACGAUUUAAUGAAGGAACUACAGUUCUCAGAAUUACGGGAUUUAGAGGAUCAGUUGGUGCAGUUGAAUUCCGAGAAAGCGGCGCUUACAAACGCACUUGCGCAAAGGAAUAAAGAGGUUCUAAAACUCAAAGAAGAGUUCAGUGCAUUCUCAACUAUACAAGAUUCUCAGAAACUUCGUAAAGAGAUCCAAGGUGGGAACGCUGCACCUUCUACGAACGAUGUAUUUGUUUUGAAUAAUCAAAUUAAAGAACUUGAAGAGCUUAAAAAGAUUGUAAAGAACUAUCAUCACAAAGAGUCUAAGACUCAAAUGGUUAUAAAAAAUCUUCAUGUUGAGUUGGACGAAGUUCGAAGUAAGAACGCUUCCCUACAAGGCAAAGCUGAAGAAGCCGAUUUCUUGUGUAAUCGUGUCAAAGAAUUAGAAGAAAAGAUUUUAAAUUUAAAAACAAAAGAAGAAGAAUCUGACCAAACGAUACGAACUCUUCGAGAAGAUGUUCAUUCCAUGACGUCACUUGCUGGCGAGGCGAAAGGCAGUCUAACCUGCACACAGGAUGAAUUGAAGUUGGUCAGUGAAGAUUUAGCCAAGCUCUAUCAACAAGUUUGUACGGCUAACGGUGAUACCCCGAACCAAAUAGUGCUGGAACAUCUAAAGACUCUCUCUCCCCGGUACAAAUCAAAGAAGCAAAUGAUUACUUCUCCACUUAUAAACGGAGAGAUAAAAAAUAUCACCGAGGAAAAAAAUGUCCCCGACAAAAAUGGCGACGACCGAAAAGACGACGAAAAUCCCGAGGAGUCCGGGGAUCCACUGGCUUGUUAUAAACUUAUCACCGCCGUCCGCGAUCAGGUUCGUUUCCUUCGAAAAGCUGUCGAGAAGACCGUUGAUAUCUCGCGCGAAAGUCGCGAAGGUCCCACACAUCCCGCGGGUGGUGCCCACGAAGUGGAUGACGUGUCUACUGCGGACAGCGGUUCACUUCAAGAUCAGAUCUUAAAACUCCAAAAGCUUGCAGCAACAAAACGCGAACAGAUCACAACUUUACGCACCGUACUCAAGGCGAAUAAGUCAACUUACGAGGUUGCUCUGGCGAACUUGAAAAGUCGUUAUGAAAGCGAUAAAGCUCUGCAGAACGAGGUCAUCACCAAGCUGAAACGGAAUUUAAAAUCAAUGCAGGCAGAGUCGGCGACGUUUCAGUCGUUGCGCAGUAUGUUUGCUCAGAGGUGUGAGGAUUAUGUGGCUCAAGUUGAUGACUUACAGCGUCGUCUCACGGCCGCAGAGGAUGAGAAGAAGACGUUAAAUCAUCUACUGAGGCAAGCCAUUCAUCAAAAAAUUGCUCUUACGCAGAGAUUAGAAGAUUUCGAGUUGGCUCGAGAGAGAUUACGUGCAUACACACGACGGAACUUCAAACAAGCGCAGUCAAAACCGAGUACUCGUGUCUAGUUAAUGUCUGUCGAUUGUAGAUAGUCCUCGUGGAAUGACAAAAUACAAAUGAAUUUGUCACAGUGAAAUUCUUAACGUACUUUCUCAGUGAAACCAGUUUUAAGAUGUCAGCUGAGUGAUGCAGAAACUCUUAAGUUAAGAUUGCUUUUUAUAUAUCUUAGAUAUUUAUAAUUAUUAUCAAUAUUAUAUAGAACUAUAUAUGUCAACUGUAUAGCAAAACGAAGAUAGCUUUUAAGGUUUUUAAACGGGAUAUAGACGGAUUGCAAUCAAAUAUAUGCAAUAGGACAAUUGUGUCCGUAUAUUUGCUAUAUAAUGUAUUGUAAAUGAUAACUGAAUAACAAG